GCAGAACAAAUGCUUCAUUUGAUGCCUUGCAAUCAAGAUUUACAAGAGUAGUAGCCCAGCAGUAUUCUCCACUGCAUCAUUCUUUACCCAUUUCCAGCCCCAUUUCUAGCAAAUGUUGCUCAGUAGCCAGACUGCAACCAUAGGCUACAACGGAGAAACAGACAGAGGGUGGGAAGUUGAGGGGUAUGGAAUAGAAAUCCUGAAGGACUUUGUUGUUUUGGUCUAUGAAGUAGUGAGGAAUUCUUCAGUGGCUCAGAAUACCCUGUGCACACACCUUGCAGUAUCCUUGUGUACGCUGCUGCAAACCUGUAUCAGGGACGCUGCAGAAUAAACCCCAUCAGCUGGAAAGAGAGGCCGACCCAUGGACAUCAGGCCGCUUCUAGUAAUACUUUCUGUGUGUGGGCAAAUGCAGGCCAUAACUGUAGACACUGAUUAUGGUGGCUUGCCUCUGCAGAUUGAGCGAUUUCAAGGGGAGCCCACACUUUUCACCCUCAGGAAUCGCAUGGCUUCCAGCUGGUCAUGGAUGGUGAGCAACCAGAACUGUUCUGCAAAAUGCAACUGUGCAAUUCAGUGGCCUACGGCUUUGUACUGUGACCACAAAGGCCUGGAGCAGUUUCCUGAAAGUCUUCCCUCCAGAACACAAUACCUUUUCCUACAGGGUAACACGAUCAGUGGCUUUAGCUCUACAGCCUUUGCCAAUACCACUAAUUUACGUUGGCUUAUUCUGGACCAAAACCAGCUUCUCAGUGAGAAACUUGAUGGUAGUUCACUGAUCAAUCUGACCCAAUUAGUGAACCUCUUCAUGAACCAUAACAACUUGACUGAGGUGCCAUCAGGGUUGCCUGGUGGACUCAAGCAGCUAAGACUGGCUUACAAUCAAAUUGAGAAAAUUGGCCCUGGAGCAUUUGAGAACUUAGAGAAUCUAACACUGCUUCUGCUUCAAGGCAAUCGUCUGAAAACUAUUGGAGAAACUGACUUCAAAGGCCUUUCACUUCUAAACCUUUUGGACCUCAGUCAGAAUCUCCUGGAAACUUUCCCCAAGCAUCUGCCUCCAUCUGUUCAGCAGCUAUACCUUUCACACAACGCUCUUACAGGCAUAGCCGAGGACAGCCUCCAAGGCUUUAACAGUCUCUGUUAUUUACGUCUACGAAACAACCGGCUGAAAAACGAUGGUCUGGCCCCUGGUGUCUUCAACGUGACUUCUCUAGUGGAACUGGAUCUCUCCUUCAACCAGCUAACUGAAAUCCCAGUUGUUCCCACCACCCUCCAGUACCUUUACCUAGAGGUUAACCAAAUUGGAGAAUUUAACACCAGCAGUCUCUGCAGGGCAGUGGGUAUAACGUCAUAUUCACAUAUCAAGAUAUUGCGACUGGAUGGCAAUAAGAUAAAGUAUCAUCAGCUUCCUCCUGACUGGGUGUACUGUCUCCGAAUCCUUCAAAAUAUUUAUAUCUGACCUGUUCCUGAUACUUUAAUAUCACCUGAUUCAUCUUUGUGAAGACUGCCUAUACUAUAAAUGCUGCAGAAUUUCACCUAAAAUAUAAUAUACAAGAUGCGUUUAGACUAGAAAUGAAAGGACAUAUUGUAAAUGAUUUCUCAUAUCUAUAAGGUCAGCUUUCAAAUAAAUAAUAUACAUGUCGAUCUUUUCUUAACAGUUUUCUCUGUUCAGCAGUUUUAUUUUUAACACAGUUGCUGUAUUGAUA
Messenger RNA from Hemibagrus wyckioides, 1700 nucleotides. RefSeq lists its product as uncharacterized. The record is from RefSeq and is a predicted model, not a curated record. The transcript is spliced from 4 exons. The coding region runs from base 362 to 1453 and encodes 363 amino acids. Gene Ontology annotation, molecular function: protein binding. NCBI's taxonomy places the organism in Eukaryota, Metazoa, Chordata, Actinopteri, Siluriformes, Bagridae.